UCCCCACUGCCUAAUCGCCUUGAUUCCUCCGCACGCCCGCAAUCCCCUGCUCCCGUCCCGCGACCACCGGAGCCAGCCGCCGCCGCCAGGGCCAAAUCCUGGAAAAUAGGCGCCACCGCCGCUCGCCGUCCUGCUCAGCUGCUGCGGAUCUGUGUUGGUUCAUCAUCAGCUGACAAAGAGCCAUCCAGCGACAGAGAGAAGCACCGGCGGCAGCCGUGAGCUCAGGGGAGAUGUACCGCGGCGGGCUUGACCGCUUCAAGAAGGCGGAGGCCCUGGAGCCCUUCUCAGUGCAGCAGUCCCGCUCCGGCGCAAAGAGCACGCAAGUGCAGCCGGCUCCGUUGGUGCCGCCGCAGAGUUCACGUCUUGGUCCUAGCCAUGCUCCACAGGGUGCGGGCUCGAGCAUGGCCGGGCAGGAGACCGGACCUGCCGGGACGCAGCUGGGUGGGGGGCAGUCGACGUGGCAGCCGCCGGACUGGGCGGUCGAGCCGCGCCCUGGGGUUUACUAUCUUGAGGUGCUGAAGGAUGGGGAUGUCAUUGAUAGGAUCAACCUGGACAAGAAGAGGCAUAUCUUUGGGAGGCAGGUGCCUGCUUGCGAGUUUGUGCUGGACCAUCAGUCUGUCUCGCGCCAGCAUGCUGCUGUCGUUCCGCACAAGAAUGGAAGCGUCUAUGUUAUCGAUUUAGGAUCUGUUCAUGGUACAUUUGUUGCAAAUGAGAGACUAACUAAAGACAACCCUGUUGAGCUUGAAGUUGGACAGUCACUUCGCUUUGCUGCAUCAACCCGAGCAUAUAUUCUACGAAAGAACACAGCUGCUUUUACCCCCACGCGUAGUCUCCCGUCAGAUGUGAGCUUGCCGUCUCCUCCAGACCCCAAUGAUGAAGAUGCUGUUGUGGCAUACAAUACAAUACUUAACCGCUAUGGCAUUAGUAAAUCAGAUAUGCCAUUGAGGAAAAGAAGUUCUUCAGGAGAUGCUUCUGGUGAAAAUGAUGGCAACCAGGCAGUUGGCAGACCGUUGAAGAAAAGCAAAAAGCGAAGAGUGUCAUUUAGAGAUCAGGUUGGUGGAGAGCUUAUUCAGGUGGUUGGGAUUUCUGAUGGUGCAGAUGUUGAAACUGAACCUGGCCCAGUAGGCGUAAAGGAAGGCAGUCUUGUUGGGAAGUAUGAGUCUCUUGUACAUGUUACUGUCAUACCAAAAGGGAAGGAGCCAACUUUACCAAAUGAUAGUGCCUCUCAGAGUGGAGUAACAUCUAAGCUACAGCAGGUUCUUGACAAAGUUAAAAGCACAACCAGAGGGGGUAUGUAUGAUGACCUGUAUGGUGAUUCUGUUCCAGCAAAAUUGGGCUCAUCAUGGGCAUAUAAAUCAGAUAACCAGUCAGCACAAAUCAAAGCUGUUGAUGAAAAGAAGUCGAGCCAGAAUUUGGGUAAAAUUUCAGCUGAUGAUAGUGAUGAUGACUUGUUUGGACACUAGCGAUUGUCCCAUUUCCAAUAAGUAGCGAACUUGUAUUACUCACAAACGCAUGGCAGCAGAUGUGUUGGUCGGUUGGGUAUUUUGGUUGUUCUACAUGAUUGUAUCCUGCUGCAAAUCAAGAUGGUAAUCAAUAGGUAGCUCGAGGAAUAUGGUUCUUACUGCUGGAUUCAAAGUGGAAACAGCUAUUCUGGCCCCCUAACUGCUUGUGUGAUACUGGUUUCUACAAUGUGUCUAUUUGCUUCUGUGCUCCUUGUUGGCAGGUCGAUUCUGGUGGAAGGAAUCACAUGCAGACAAGCUUGUUCUUGCAAGCACCACAUACUCAUCCUUUUGUAACAGGACAAUGAACGGAAAAGAAUUCCGGAUCAGCCGAAUCAUGUAAAACUCAUUAAAAUAUGUUCGCAACAUAUUGUGUGUUUGGUUUCCAUGUUUGCUGGUAGCUUUGUCUUGGUACCUGCCCUCU
Messenger RNA from Lolium perenne, 1923 nucleotides. RefSeq names its product protein phosphatase 1 regulatory inhibitor subunit PPP1R8 homolog. The record is from RefSeq and is a predicted model, not a curated record. Lineage: Eukaryota; Viridiplantae; Streptophyta; Magnoliopsida; Poales; Poaceae. Gene Ontology annotation, molecular function: protein binding.